Apodemus sylvaticus (European woodmouse) is the source of this 1436-nucleotide messenger RNA. Its product is annotated as pregnancy-specific glycoprotein 22-like. Bases 9 to 1436 code for a protein of 475 amino acids. Gene Ontology annotation, biological process: T cell activation. The record is from RefSeq and is a predicted model, not a curated record. Gene Ontology annotation, cellular component: external side of plasma membrane. NCBI's taxonomy places the organism in Eukaryota, Metazoa, Chordata, Mammalia, Rodentia, Muridae. The transcript is spliced from 5 exons.
GAAUACCUAUGGAGGUGUCCUCUGAGCAUCUUGACAAGGGCUGUAACCCCUGGAGGAGGCUCCUGCUCACAGCCUCCCUCUUAACCUGCUGCCUCCUGCCCACCAUUGCACAAGUCACCGUGGAAUAUUCACCAUCCCACGUGGUUGAAGGAGAAAAUGUUGUUCUACGUGUUGACAGUCUGCCAGAGAAUCUUCGAACCAUUGUCUGGUUCAAAGAGGAGACAGACUCGAGGCACGCAAUAAUACUGUAUUCGCUGGCCUAUGACCUACUUGUGACAGGGCAUGUGCACAGUGGUAGAGAGAGAUUGUCCAGAAAUGGGUCCCUGUGGAUCGAAAAUGUCACCCAGAAGGACACAGGAUUCUACAUUCUUCAAACCAGAAGGGAACAUGGAGAAAUUGUAUCAAAUGUACCCGUGUAUAUUCAAGUGCACUCCUCUCGCUACAUCUGCGGCCGUCCAUCUCCACCUGUACAGCCCACUGUUGAGUCAGUGCCGCCCAGCGUUGCUGAGGGGGGAAGCAUUCUUCUCCUUGUUCACAAUCUUCCAGAGCAUCUUCAGUCCUUCUUCUGGUACAAAGGGCUGAUUGUAUUCAACAAGGUUGAGAUUGCCCGCUACAGAACAGCCAAGAAUUCAAGUGAGCUGGGCCCUGCCCACAGUGGUCGAGAAACGGUGUUCAGCAAUGGCUCCCUGUUGCUGCAGAAUGUCACCUGGAAAGACACGGGAUUCUACACCCUACGAACUCUGAAUAUGCAUAAGAAAAUGGAAUUAGCACACUUUUACCUCCAGGUGGACACCUCCCUUUCCUUGUGCUGUGACCCUCUCACCUCUGCCCAACUCACGAUCGAGCCAGUGCCAGUACAUGCUGCUGAAGGGGGCAGUGUUCUUCUCCAGGUCCGUAAUCUGCCAGAAGAGCUGCAAACCUUUUCCUGGUACAAAGGAGUGUAUAGCACUGAGGCCUUUAAAAUUACAGAAUACAGCGUAGCGACGAAGUCCAUCUCUAGCGGCCGUGCACACAGCAGAAGAGAGAAAGGGUACACCAAUGGAUCCCUGCUGCUCCAGAAUGUCACCGAGAAGGACUCGGGCUUGUACACACUCGUAACGACAGACAGCAAUUUCAAAAUUGAAACAGCACACGUACAAGUCAACGUGCACAAGCUUGCCACACAGCCUUUCAUGAGAGCCACGGCCAGCAGCGUCAGAGUGCAGAGCUCAGUGGUCUUCACUUGCUUCUCAGACAUCACUGGGGUCUCCAUCCGUUGGCUCUUCAAUAAUCACAGUCUGCAGCUCACAGAGAGGAUGACCCUGUCCCCGUCAAAGUGCCAACUCAGGAUUCAUGCUGUCAGGGAGGAGGAUGCUGGAGCGUAUCAAUGUGAGGCCUUCAACCCAGUCAGCUCGAAGCCCAGUCUCCCUGUCAGCCUGGUGGUGACGAAGGAGUGA